CGGACAAUAGAUUUAGCCUUACAAGGAUUCAUCACAUAUUCGAAUAACAUAUUACAUCGCUUUUAGCAGACUUUUCAUACAAACAUGGUAUACACAAAAACUGUCGCUAAAGUCAUUCUGGUGUGUGCUUUAUUUGGCUGUUUAGCGUGCGGUCGUUCUGUGGAAGGAAAACUCAAAAGAUUACGACGCCAAGCAGGAGAUGUGAAAACAGCAGAAUACUUAGCGCGGUUGGCGUUAGAGAGGAGACCAAUGGGCUGUACUAUAGUAGGAUGUGGACUUAUAGAUGUCGUACAAAGUGGCAAAAAGAGGGACGGAAGAACAUUACCGUCGUAUCAGGGGCCAAUAGAUGACGAAACGAGAGCAAAGAUGAUCACAAUGUUAUUAACAGGUGGCGCUCAAACGAGGAGGAAAUAGAGUGGAAAGGUAGUUGCUGUUUAUGGUUCAGUAAGUGGACCGUUCAUUAAGGGCCGUUCUACAAAAGUGCCCUUAUUUGGAGAUGCAGAAUUGAAGACUAUAUACAGGGCAGGAGUGACAACCAUUUGGAAUUCGUCAAAUUUUCCUGUGUGAAAUCUUUAUUUACGUAACAAUAAAAUUUAAAGAUAAUGAAGGAUAAAGUAUUAAUCCAUCAAGGAAAUGCUUUUAAAAAAUCUCGGAUAUAAAACUGUCGAACAAUAAAUAAGUUAAGAACUACAUAGAAAGCUCUCCCCCUUAAA
This is a messenger RNA of Ylistrum balloti, 713 nucleotides long. RefSeq lists its product as uncharacterized. The transcript is spliced from 4 exons. The coding region runs from base 85 to 414 and encodes 109 amino acids. The record is from RefSeq and is a predicted model, not a curated record. Lineage: Eukaryota; Metazoa; Mollusca; Bivalvia; Pectinida; Pectinidae.